Anarrhichthys ocellatus (wolf-eel) is the source of this 2619-nucleotide messenger RNA. RefSeq names its product D-aspartate oxidase (gene ddo). NCBI's taxonomy places the organism in Eukaryota, Metazoa, Chordata, Actinopteri, Perciformes, Anarhichadidae. The coding region runs from base 397 to 1413 and encodes 338 amino acids. The record is from RefSeq and is a predicted model, not a curated record. Gene Ontology annotation, cellular component: cytoplasm. Gene Ontology annotation, molecular function: FAD binding; D-aspartate oxidase activity. Gene Ontology annotation, biological process: L-aspartate catabolic process; D-amino acid catabolic process. The transcript has 4 exons.
UAUAUAUAUAUGUCAGAUCUUGUAGGUACAUGGCUAAUACAGAAUGUCCGUUAUUACACUUUAUGUCACAAUAUUGAAUAUCAUGUCCCGUGAGUCAGGUGUGAGGUUCCCUGACUAACAGCGGUCAGGCUUUCUGCACUUAAAACAUUAUUUGUACUUUCGGAAUAUUUCCAUUUUUUCAUGCCGCUUUAAAAAUUUAGCAUAAGUAAUGAUGGAAAUAUAGCACUUAACUAUAUUUAUUAGACUAAAUGAAGUGAUCCUUGGACUGUGCAGUCAGUUAAGGUUAACGCUAGUAGGUGUUGAUUAACCUCUUCAUUACAAAGGUUGUCUUGCAGCAAACAGGCACAAUUCUCUACUGGCAGUUUACCUCCAGUUUGAGACGCAGGCCUCUCCAGGAUGAAAAGUGUCCGGGUUGUAGUGGUGGGAGCAGGCGUGAUUGGCUUCUCCACUGCCGUCUGCGUCGCCGAGGCGCUUCCUUUCUGCUCCGUGACUCUGCUGGCUGAGAAGUUCAGUCCAGACACCACCAGCGAUGGAGCUGCUGGGAUCCUGUUUGCUGGAAAGUUUCCAGAUAUUCCCUUGGAAAGACAAAGACGCUGGUUCAAGAACAGCUUUGAUCACCUGUUGGAUAUUGCUCAAUCCCAACACUCACCGGAAGCUGGAGUAAUGCUGAGCUCUGGUUGGCAGAUCUUCAAGGACGUUCCGGCCGAUAAGAAACCCUUCUGGUCAGAGUCUGUGAUUGGCUUUCGAUUCAUGACAGACAGUGAAUUGAAAAGGUUUCCAGAACACAAGUUUGGACAGGCGUUCACCACCAUUAAAUGUGAAUGUUCCAGCUACCUGCCGUGGCUCGAGAAAAGGUUCAGAAAGGCUGGAGGUCUAGUGGAACAGAGGAAGGUUAACAGUCUUCAGGAAUUAAGCAACAGCUAUGAUGUCAUUGUCAACUGCUCUGGGCUGGGCUCCAAACUGCUGGUGGGUGACAACAAGGUGUACCCCGUCAGAGGUCAGGUCCUCAAGGUGGAGGCCCCCUGGCUGCAGCACUUCAUCAGAGAUGGAGAUGGAAAGACCUACAUCUUCCCCGGCAUGCACUGCGUCACUAUAGGCGGCACGAGGCAGGAGGGGGACCGGCGACUACAAGUGGACGAGGGCGACACGAAGGGCAUCCUGGAGCGCUGCAGCGGGCUGGAGCCGUCCAUCAGUAAAGCCAAAGUUCUCGGCGAGUGGGUCGGUCUGAGGCCGAGCAGGAGGAACCCCAGGGUGGAGAGGGAGGUGGUGCAGCUGCAGGGCCGCAGGGUCCCUGUGGUCCACAACUACGGCCAUGGAGGCUGGGGAGUCACCCUCGCCUGGGGAACCGCCCUGGACGCACUGGGGCUGGUAAGGCAGUGCCUUCAUGAAAUGCCGCUACAGGCUAAACUGUGAACCAGGUCUGCCACUAAAUUCUGCUUUAAUCUGUGCCAAUAACACUUAUCUUUAAAACAAAAAUAAGACACCUUGGCAUUAAGAUAGACAACUAAUCAGAACUUAAAUCUUAAGAAUUUGCUGUAGGUUUAACAUUUUAUAGUGAUAAUGCGAAGAAAAAAGUAUGUGAAAAUAAUACAUUUUGGUGAACAAUUGUAUUGAAAUUGGUUAUGGGAGAAUGUAAUAUUUACAGAUUUUUAAAUGUUUAAAUAGUUGCCUUCGAGUACAGAGAUCUACUGUACUGAACUUAAUUGAAAGAUACCAACAUUUAUUGAUGUGAAAGUAGAGCAGUGAUUAACAAACUUGUUAGCAUUUUUACAAAGAAUAUAUGAAAGAAACCUUUAUUACUAAAAUGAAUGCACAGGAAAAAACACUACGUAAUUUACUGAUGUGAAAUAAACAGCUCUCGUUAACAUCUAAGACAAAUGCUUGCUGAGUGGAAUCCAAUUGUUCAACCGUUUAAAUUGCUAAACUUUGUUUCAACACUGGAAAUUAUAUUUCUGUGCCUUAAAACUGCUGAUCGUUUACUGCAUCAACGACAUUAUGAUAUGUAGUAUUCUCCAGUGUGUCAUUAGUUGCCAUCAGUACUUGCAUUUAGAUCAAGCAAUGAAUAGUUUAUUAAUAAACGCUUUGUUUGAUGAUCCGUAAAUGGCCACUCACUGCAGCGGGGUGAUGUUCGUGUAACUGCUGGACUCAGUUCCAGUCUCUACAAACUGGAUUCAUCUGAAAGGAGAACAUCUGAAAUAGAGACGGGGGUGUUCCAAGUCGACCAUACUGUAACCAGACUGAAGGUGUAGAAAGGUUAGUAAUAUGAAUUUAACACCGUCUUCACUUUAGGUACGUUACCUGAGGCAGGAAUAAUUCUACUAGACUGAAAACAUGAUUUUGAAAGAAACUGAAAAGGAAAUUUGUGUUUGGCGUAAUCCACAUCAACCUAUAAGAAAGCAACAAGGCUUUAUAUCUAUUGUAUUAUACGGUCUGGUUAUUGUGCCUAUAUUGUGCAAAAAUGUACCUAAGCUACGGUACUCCGCUUGCAUUUUUACCUCAGAUGAACAUGCAUCACGGCACACUACAAAUACAUGGUUGCAUUUUCAGAAAUAAUUGGUUAUUUGAAAAAAUAACAUGUAUUUAAAGGACCAGUGUGUUAAUUUUGGGGCCAUCUAUUGG